Messenger RNA from Scomber japonicus (chub mackerel), 568 nucleotides. RefSeq names its product phosphatidylethanolamine-binding protein 4. NCBI's taxonomy places the organism in Eukaryota, Metazoa, Chordata, Actinopteri, Scombriformes, Scombridae. The coding region runs from base 43 to 483 and encodes 146 amino acids. The transcript has 6 exons. The record is from RefSeq and is a predicted model, not a curated record.
UACACAACUUCUGAACCAUGGACUGGCACCAUUUCUGGUGUUAUGUGCCUGUGUUUUGGGGUUUUACCAUGUGGAAGCAGCACCGGAUGCCCUGAGCUUUCUGGAUUCCUCUUUUUGUCAAAAAAGAUGUAUGUUCUGGUGAUGGUUGAUCCUGAUGCUCCAAGUCGCACAAAACCAACAUCUGCUUACUGGAGGCACUGGCUGGUCGUGAACAUACAGGGAAGUACACUCAAGAAAGGACAUAUGCAAGGGACAACCCUCACUGACUAUCAUCCUCCAACUCCACCACAGAAGUCCGGUUUUCACCGCUACCAGUUCAUGUUGUUUAAGCAGCCGCCAGACACACCAGUGUCACUCACGGAGCAGGAGAAGUCAGUCCGUGCUGUCACAGGUAAAUGGGAUCUAGAGGCCUUCAUCAAAAGGUUCCAUCUGGGAGCACCUGUGGCCUCUCUGCAGUUUCUUACCCAAAACUACAAAGACUGAAGGAUGCUCAGACACCAAAGAGAUGUCUUGGAAGAAGAAUCUUUCAAUACAAUAAUAUAUAAGCUGUUUUUCCACUCACUAUGAA